Messenger RNA from Chionomys nivalis (European snow vole), 1455 nucleotides. RefSeq names its product EBP cholestenol delta-isomerase (gene Ebp). The coding region runs from base 498 to 1190 and encodes 230 amino acids. The record is from RefSeq and is a predicted model, not a curated record. Gene Ontology annotation, cellular component: membrane; endoplasmic reticulum. Gene Ontology annotation, molecular function: cholestenol delta-isomerase activity; steroid Delta-isomerase activity; C-8 sterol isomerase activity. The transcript has 5 exons. NCBI's taxonomy places the organism in Eukaryota, Metazoa, Chordata, Mammalia, Rodentia, Cricetidae. Gene Ontology annotation, biological process: cholesterol biosynthetic process.
AGAAUGCGAUCUACCUGUCAUAUUUUCUUUGCAUUCGGACUAGGGAUGGGCCUGGGAACUGAUGUUGCCUAGAAAAUUAAGAGAUAGAGGGCCACGCAAUGCCUAUUCAUUAGCAAAUGUUCAAGAUUUACCGCUUCGUUAUCUUCCGCGAUGGAUAAAGGGGCGGGGAAAUUGGAGCCCAGACUAGUGUAGAUUUCCUAUUGGCAGAAAAUGCCCACCGACCUUGGAGGAUCCUGGUCUCCACCCAACUCCUGACUUAGUCUCAGCCAACAGGGAAGAUGGCACCAUGGACGAGGACAGGGCCCGAGACAUACGGAGGACUCCUAUUGGCAGAAGCCACCUCCUCCACUUCACUAUUGGUUCGCUCCAUUAGGCGGGGAAGUAGCGAGGGCGGAACUGGGGCUAUUUGGGAGCGCUCAGGUCUGCCUGGAAAGUCGCAAGCCUGUACUAAGAAGAGGCCCUGCGAUCGCGCCGCCUAGCCAGCGGCCCAUAGAAGCAUGACCACCAAUAUGGGCCCCUUACACCCAUACUGGCCCAGGCACCUGAGGCUGGACAACUUUGUGCCUAAUGACCUCCCGACCUGGCAUAUUUUGGCUGGCCUAUUCUCCGUCUCUGGGGUCCUAAUUGUGAUCACGUGGCUGUUGUCUGAUCGAGCUUCCGUUGUCCCACUUGGAACUUGGCGUCGACUGGCCCUGUGCUGGUUUACUGUUUGUACAUUCAUUCACCUUGUGAUCGAGGGCUGGUUCUCUUUCUACCAUGACAUCCUUCUUGAAGACCAAGCCUUCUUAUCCCAACUCUGGAAAGAGUAUUCCAAGGGAGACAGCCGAUAUAUCCUUAAUGAUGGCUUCAUCGUCUCUAUGGAGACUAUCACAGCUUUGCUCUGGGGACCACUCAGCCUGUGGGUAGUGAUUGCCUUUCUCCGCCAGCAGCCCUUCCGCUUUGUCCUACAGCUUGUGGUCUCUGUGGGCCAGAUAUACGGGGAUGUGCUGUACUUCCUGACAGAGCAGCGCGAUGGCUUCCAGCAUGGGGAGCUAGGCCACCCCCUUUAUUUCUGGUUUUACUUUGUUAUCAUGAAUGGCAUAUGGCUGGUGGUACCUGGAGUCCUCGUGCUUGAUUCCAUAAAGCAUCUCACGCAUGCCCAGAGCAUGCUGGACAGCAAGGUCAUGAAAACUAAAAGCAAGCAUAACUAAAGAGCAGUAGAGUGGGCUGGAACACCGUUGCUGAGGCGCUCUGCCCACCUCCCAGAAGACCCAAGUCCUCCUCCCACAGGUUGGAGGGUCAGAACUAUCUGAUUAGUCACAUUCCGACUGAGGAGUAAGCACAAAAAGAGGCAGUCAGGAAAGGUAGAGAAUGUGUGGAGCUACUGCCGGGAACCAUUGGGGAAAAGAUGUAAGGGGGGAGGGGGUCCGUGAUGGUGGCAAUUUUCAAAACCGGGAAAUAAAAUAUCUUUAAUUA